AUGGGCGCUAAUGAUCAUCAACUAUUUCUAUCUUCACCUGAUUCAACAUAUUCAAGAUCAUCAUCCAUAUCAUCAUCUUCGUCUUCACCCUCUCCACGAACAUUAUUAAAUGAAAAACAAACAUCAAAAAUGAAAUCAUUUUUAAUUUCCGAUAUAUUGAAACCAAGUUUCGGCAAUCAUAAUCAACAUGAUAAUAUUGAAAAAUCAAACAUUCCUCUAUCAUCAUCAUCGCCUACAACAACAAAUGAUUCAUCAUCAUCAUCAAAUAAUAAUCACAAAAAAAAACUUGUUUCAGGAAUUUUUCCAGCAUGGGUUUAUUGUACAAGAUAUUCUGAUCGACCAUCAGCAGGUCCUCGUGCACGAAAACCUAAGCCAUGCGAUACAAUGGAUUCAAAGCGACCACGUACUGCUUUCACAAGUAUUCAAUUAGCACGUUUAAAAGAUGAAUUUGAUCGAAGUAAAUAUUUAACGGGUGAACGUCGACAAAUUUUAGCGAAUGAAUUAGGUUUAAAUGAAUCUCAAAUAAAAAUUUGGUAUCAAAAUAAACGUGCAAAAAUAAAAAAAACUUCUGGUGUACGAAAUACAUUAGCAAUACAAUUAAUGGCACAAGGUUUAUAUAAUCAUGUAUCGUCUAAUAAUAAAAACUCAUGUAAUGACUAG
Molecule: messenger RNA, 660 nt
Organism: Rotaria sp. Silwood2
Lineage: Eukaryota; Metazoa; Rotifera; Eurotatoria; Philodinida; Philodinidae
Source: the annotation of a GenBank genome assembly